Molecule: messenger RNA, 1112 nt
Organism: Chaetomium strumarium
Lineage: Eukaryota; Fungi; Ascomycota; Sordariomycetes; Sordariales; Chaetomiaceae
Exons: 3
Coding region: 257-964 (235 amino acids)
Source: RefSeq, a predicted model, not a curated record
CCAACCAUUAGCCGCCGACACAGACCGGAGGUUGUACGGCUGCGUUCUCAGGUCGGAGCAGGGAGCUACCGGGGUACGGUAUCUUGGUGUGCCCGACGGGAACGCCCUCAGACACACCCCGCUCUUUCUCUCCUCCAAACGAUCUCUGCCCGACUCUGCUGGGCAAGCCAUCGACAACUUGCUUGUUGUCCAAUCUCGAGAUACGCUGUUCCGGAGCCAUCACUACUUGCCCUCAGUACUCAACCCAUCUUGCAAAAUGGCCAGAGAUGACGUCGACGCCGCCUUUGCGACCCUGACGCCCAUCAACCCAUUGGCUCGGAUGGCAUUUAGUGACUUGUACAGUCGCCUCAUCGCCGGACGGCAGGAUGUCGAUGACAGAGAACGAGCCUUUCGGAUCGGUCGAAACACGGAACUCGUAUCAGAUCGAGAUGUGGAGGCAUUCAAACGACACAUACGUCGCCGGGCAGCCAAGAAGGCCGAUGCAGAUGCAGACCAGGUCAGCGACACUUUGCCAGAUACGCAAUCCAAGUCGGAAGAUAAUUCCAACGACUCGGGGCCGGGAUUGAUCUGGCGCGGUCACUUCAUUCUGAGCUUCAGACCAGAUCCAUCUAGAUUGAUAUUCGGGUGGACCGUAGGGAAGCGUAAGCUCCUUGGUCUUGAGCGUAUAUCCUCCCGCCUGCUAAUGUCCUUGUUUGUAUAUCUACCUUUGCCGACGAAUAUUAACUGUCUGUUCGGCAUAUCCAUUCCUACCUGGCUAGUUAUAGCCAGCGGUGUACUGGUUACAAAACGGCUUUAUAUCUUGAAUAUAUAUACUAUCCGGAUUUCCUCUGGUGUCCUCCAGUACGAAUUCCGCUAUACCGAAUUCGCCAACACGCCUGGGUAUCCUACGCUUCGGGACGAUUUCAUAAGCCGUGUAAAAGGAGAUAAUGGGUUUGUCGAGCUUCCCGAGAUACCUAUACCUUAACCGAACCAGAGCUAGAUUGGCUCAUGGGCAAUGGGCCGCCCGCUAGGAGCGGCCGGCGAGGGUCGUGUUUUCGAAGGCACUAACACCAAGGACGAGGUCGCUACGCUUCAGAUCCACCUACGAAGCAUUGACGUGCCUCGUAGGCACA